AUGGUUUCGGAUGCUGAAGAUCCGGUUUCAAGGCUUGUUGUGGAUGAAGGCUCCUGUAUGAGUAACAGUGGUACGGGUAGUGCACCUACUAGCACGCACACGGAGAGUCAUACAUGUGUGCACAGCAACACUAGCUCCAAGCCAAAAGAAGGAGAAGCAGGAACGCUAGCUUUGGUCUCUUCUCGAGUCUCUACGUUCCGGUGGCUGUUUCUCGUCUUCUUUGCCUGGCAGUCCGUGUUAUUGUGUAUCUGCGUGUACUUCCUGGCAGACGCGGCGCAAGUGGAGGAAUCCAUUGGGCUGUCUCCCAUUGUCUUGUCGCUCGUUUGGCUGGUUGCUUGUCUCAUUGUUGCGGGAGUCUUUGCCUUGUACGAUCGUCAAGUGCAACUUUUGAUGGGAAAGCUCCAAACAACGGCAUUUCAAGAUAAGGUUCAGGCUUUUGACACGCAGGCAGAGCUGACUGCCUUGCUCGUUGAAGACGACGACGCGGAUUUGGAACUUGGAGGUGCAGUCCACGACAAUAGAGGUAGCAGCAACUUGGAACAAGCACCUAACAGCAACAGUGGCCAUGCAUCCACAGCACUCCUGUCCUCCGCCAAAAAGCAACGGAGUGGACGAUCUCUCGUGACGCUACCCAAGAGCCAAAUCAAGUCCUUCCUCAAGAAUCCUCUCCUCCAUCAACAAAAGGUGCAACGAAACCAAAAAUCCAUCAGUAACGCUGGCAAAUACGACAGCAUUGCCGAUUUCUUUCCUCAUGCGACCGUACUUCUCGCAAACAUUGCCGGAUUCGGGCCAUGGACAUCCACACGACCUCCAGCGGAUGUCUUUUAUCUCCUCCAACAAGUCACGGAAGCUUUCGAACGCAUUGCCAAACGUCGUCGUGUCACCACGGUCGAAAGCGAUGCUUCCUUCUUUGCCGUAACCGGGGUACCCGACGUACAGAGUGAUCACGCCCUCCGUAUGAUCCAAUUUGCACAAGCAUUGGUACGGCAAUUCGUGCAGGUGGUCAAGAGACACGAAUUGGCUCUAGUGUUAGGGCCAGACACGGGCGAUUUACGCUUGCAAGUUGGUAUUCACAGUGGUCCCGUCACGGCAGGACUCUUGCAGGGAGAUAUUGUCGUACGUCCCCGCUUCCAAUUGUUGCACGCGGGAAGUGAUACGCUCGAGAUUUGUCAAACAAUGGUCACCACGGCUGAUCCCAAUCGCAUUCAAGUCUCGCAGGCCACAGCAGAGUUGGUAUUAUCGUCGCAAGAACAUGAACACCAAGGGAUUUGGUUGCAGCCACGACAUGACAUGGUCACAACAUCACGACAAUCGCGAGUCAAGGCCAUUCAAACUUACUGGCUGGGACAUCGAGCCACCGAUGAAGGUAGUUCCCACGGAUCCUUCAGCAGUCGACACGAUGAUGGAUGGGGAGGUGAAGAAGGACAACAACAGCAACAACAGGCCGAUGGACUAUUGGGCGUCGCAUCGCUCUCACGGAUCAAAAAACGACGCAAGAAUAUUGACUGGAUGGUCGAAUUGCUCGCACAACGACUCAAGGCGCUCAUGGCGCAACAACAACGAGAUGCCAGCAACAAAGGUGCGGAAACAACCAACACCAACAACAAACAGGGCAUGAAAAAGACUCGAUCCAAAAGCAAAGUCAACGACCAACUCAACGACAAUACUACUAGUAUUCUACUAGACCAACAAGAGGAGCAACUAUUGUUGGACAAGCUCCUCGACAAUCCCAAUGACGCCAUUGAAAACAAGGGAGAAACUUUGUUGGAUGAACUCGUCGAGUGCUUUACACCGCCUGCAAACAACAAGAAUGCCUCGGAUGAUUCUUCUCUCCCAAUCGAUCCGGAAUCCAUUCAACUGAGUCAGGCCGUCAUGCAACAAUUACAGUCACUCGUCACAAAGAUUGCCGAUCGAUACAAGGACAAUUGCUUUCACAACUUUGCUCAUGCCUGCCAUGUCUCGCUCAGUGUCAACAAAAUUCUCAAUCGUGUCGUUCAUCCCGAUGCGAGCCGCGGCAAUGCCGAUAUACCGGCCUUUGGAUCGGCAGAAUUCUCCUUGGGAGAUGUACACAACUUUACACACGGGAUCACGGAAGACAAGCUCGCGCAUUUUGCCAUUGUGUGGUGUGCUUUGAUACAUGAUGUAGACCAUCGUGGGGUAUCCAAUGUCCGACUGGCAGAAGAGAAUCCUGCCAUGGGAGAACAGUAUAAGAAUCGCAGCAUUGCCGAACAAAACUCGGUCGACAUUGCUUGGGAUCUCUUCAUGGACCCUGAAUACCGAGACUUGCAAAAGUGCAUCUUCACCAAUGCAUUCGAAUUGAAUCGUUUCCGGCAGAUCGUUUGCAACGUCGUGCUGGCCACUGAUAUAUUCGAAAAGCAGGCCAAAGAGAUGCGGAAUCAACGAUGGGAAAAUGCUUUCCGGGCCAAGACGUUUGAAGAAGAAGAGUUGGAGUUCAAGGAAAGAUCGAGCACUCUGAAGAAAACCAUUGUCAUUGAGCACAUCAUUCAAGCUUCGGAUGUGUCGCAUUGCAUGCAGCACUGGAGCGUAUACACAAAAUGGAAUGAAAACCUUUUCAGAGAAAUGUUUGAAGCCUUUGACCAGGGAAGAUCUGCUAACGAUCCCACCAAAGGCUGGUAUAAGGGAGAACUCUGGUUCUUUGAUAAUUACAUCAUUCCACUGGCGAAAAAGCUGCACGAGUGCCAAGUUUUUGGAGUUAGUAGUGACGAAUUCCUCAACUACGCUGAAAGCAAUCGCAGGGAUUGGGAACUCAAGGGCGAACAAGUUGUCCAGGACAUGGCCGAACGAUACCGUAAGCGCAAGGAAAUGGAGAUUGGAGGCCUGACCAAUGAUGAAAUCAAUAGUUUUUCAGCCAAGGAUCUUGAACUGAUCAUGAAGAAGCUGAUUGAACGAGGACGUAGCAACGUGAACGCCAGUGUGGAUCCAACCAAGAGCCGCAAUGCGGCAACUCAAGCAUGGAUGGAUGCCCUCGAGAUCUAUGAACGAGCCCCGGCCGCACCCGAGAUUCGGGAUAGAUCCAUCGUCUUCCCCGUGUACAGUGGAAUCUACUCUUGGCUGAAAGGUUGCAAUGUGAACAACGACGAGAACGGUUACUUUGUACAAAACUUGGCCCGAAAGUAUACCCGAGAAACGAAACUGUUCUACCGACAGAAUCCAAUCCACUUCUUCCGAGCCCUUCCGAUGCUUGCCGAAGUGACAGCAGGGAUUCAAGACUACGAAACGGCCCUGAAGCUCAUCGAGCCACUGAAGGACUAUUACUUGCCCCAAGAGCACUCUCGGGCAAUGGAGAAAGUUUACGGCGUGGACCGAUCGGCCGUGGCUUUUAGCAACGCGGCCAUGUGGCACGAGCAACUGGGUAAUACAAAAGAGGCGUUUGCCGCAGUGGACUAUGUGAUUGACAGUGUUCUUCCACGGAUGGAUCCCAAAAACACGCUGGGCAUGUUCGAGUUGCUGACACCUCUAUUUCGAGUCCUCAAGCCUCACGGGCAGAGCAAGCGGUGCUAUGAUCUGUUCAAUGAACAUGUCCGAACUGCCUUGUUUCGCAACCAUGGCCCCGAUGCGUUCACGCCCACGAAAUCCAUCCACGAUCCCAUUCUCUGGCUCUUUGGCAUGUCCCAUAAUGCGGAUGCCUUUGAGGAAUUCGACCAGGUUGUCGAGUAUCUGACAAAGGAUGAAGACAGUGGAAUUGUCUUUCCGUUCUUGGACACCAUUGUGUGCAAGACGACGGUGAGCCCCUCAACCAUGAAUGCUGAGCUGUGCCAUCUGGUGAUCCAACGACUGGAACGUGAAAAUGCUGAUACGGAGAUCUGCAAGCAGAUUGCGAAAAAGAGCUUGCGACUGGUUCGAGUAGCGGACAAGAUCAUCAAAGACACUGACGGAACGGUUCUUUGGCCGAUUGCAAACGCGUACCACGAGCCCCUCUUGAAAGAGAGCGAAGCAUUGGCAAAGAAGUACGGAGUGUUUUUCGAAGACCUGGAUGCCAAGGUCGAUUCUUCCGGGCUCUCAAUCAGUCUUCCGCCUUCCUACCUUGUAAAGCCCGUGGAUGCCAAGGAGUUUUUGUCUUGGGAAUCCACACUGUGA
Molecule: messenger RNA, 4098 nt
Organism: Seminavis robusta
Lineage: Eukaryota; Bacillariophyta; Bacillariophyceae; Naviculales; Naviculaceae
Source: the annotation of a GenBank genome assembly